UAUCCUCUAUUCUUUUCUAGACUAACAAUUGUAUCUACACAAUUGUUAGAAAUACAUAACUUUAAGGACAAUUACAGUAUACUACCCUUACAACUAGGACCUGCCCGUACGAUAGAAAACUACUACAAUCUAAUCCACAUAGUAAACCUUGAAGAAUAUAAAUCCAACAUUAACUCAAUAAAAAACCUACUAAACAAAUUUGAAAAUAGAGACCUACUAACUAGUUCCUUGUACGUGACGAAAAUUAAACUGAGGGAACUCGAAAAUAAGCUCAUAACACUUACGCCUAUCAAAAGAAGUAGAAGAGGAUUAAUCAACGGUUUAGGCACAACAAUAAAAUUUAUUACCGGAAAUAUGGACUCGCAAGACGCGGACAAUAUUAAUAAGCAAAUUGAGAAUAUUCGUUCUAACAUAAAUAUAUUUAAUUCAACAAUAACGAACCAACACUGGAUUAACUUACACAUGGUACAGAGAUUUAACGACAUUGCUCUUCACAUAAAUAGAGAACAGAAAAUAAUAGAAUCAUUUCUAGACAAAACUGCUAAUAAAAUAAAGGAAGAACAAGAUAACUUCAUUGAAAUUCAGUAUCUAAAUCAAAUAAAUUUUAACAUUGAACUAUUAGCAAGUCAUAUAUCGGAUAUUGCAGAGGCAGUCAUACUCAGUAGACUUAACAUUCUUCCUAAGCUCUUGUUAAGCUCUAAAGAACUCGAAGAAAUAAAAAAUUCUUUAGACAAACAAGAAGUAACCAUAAAUACAUAUGAGCAAAUAUAUGAAUUACUUAAUUUACAAGCCUAUUAUAACCAAUCUAAUAUAAUAUUCAAUAUUCAAAUACACUAUGACACCGCUUUUCCAAAAAUAGAAGGUAUUUAUUUCUGCAACAAGCCACGCCUAGAAGAGUUAACAGCAGAGUCUGAAUGCAUGGGCAGAUUAAUGAGAAACCAAGUUGCACACUGUCCAUCCACCACAAUUGAUGACAUCGAAACUAUAACGCAGCCUGAACCUGACUACGUACUACUGAUGCAAGUUCCGAAAACAGACAUCAAUUCAUCUUGUAACAUAAAGCACCUGGCAGUCGAGGGUACUGUAUUAAUCCAUUUCAAGAACUGCAGCAUCACCAUAAACAGCAUACACUAUGAAGACGACCCUAACAUAUUUUGGGACAAUAUUUACAUCCUUCCACCACCUAGCAACGACGUCCACUUCAAUUCAACAAAAGAAGUGUUGAAUCUUCACACUCUAAAAGCAUUCAAUCUGGCGACAAAUUUAAAUCUUCAGCAAUUCGAGAAACAAACUUCAACAUGGCAUUGCAGCUUUACCACCUUUGCAGUUGCAACAAUCAUCAUACUAGCCCUCAUCAUAUUUUUCAAGAACAAAACUAAGGUUAUCCAGUACAUUGUUGACACCCCGGACACUAUCGCUCCUACCCCAAGCAACUCCUUGUGGCCGUCGCUCUACUCUAAGGGGGGAGGAGUUACAAUUACUCACCAAGCCGCCACACAAGAUGACACCACAUAA
Molecule: messenger RNA, 1515 nt
Organism: Teleopsis dalmanni
Lineage: Eukaryota; Metazoa; Arthropoda; Insecta; Diptera; Diopsidae
Exons: 2
Source: RefSeq, a predicted model, not a curated record